GUUAUAUCCUUCAUACUAUACUCACUCCAUUCACACUUCAUCACAUUCACAUAAUCUUAACUCAAUCCAAUCCAGUCAAAUAUCCAAACAAAGCAAGAUGCAUUUCCUCUCCACCCUCGCCGUCACCCUUCUCCCUCUUCUCCCCCUCACCCACGCCAUCGGCUCCGCCGUCGUCCAGAACAACUGCACCUACCCCGUCUACCUCUGGUCUGUCGGUGGCUCCGUCGGCCCCAGCCAGACCAUUGCCUCCGGCUCCAGCUACAGCGAGACCUUCCACCGGGACGCGACGUCCGGUGGUAUUUCCCUGAAGAUCACCAAGACGCCGAAUGGGCUCUACGACGGCUCUCCCCAGACCAAUUACGCCUAUACACUGGAUACGGACACCAAUUUGGUCUACUAUGAUUUGUCGGAUGUCUUUGGAGACCCUUUCUCGGGGAGUGUGCUGAGCGUGGUGCCGAGUGAUUCCGGAUGUGGGAGAAUCUGUUGGGCCAAUGGGGUGCCUCCUGCAGGUAGCCAGGUGAAGAGCUGUCAGGCGAAUUCGAACGAGGUGUUGACGCUUUGUGCGAGAAGUUGUUAGUGUUAGGCUUGGGGUGAUAGGAGAGUGUAUGGAUGGGAGAUUGAUGUUGAGAUUGAAUAUUAGUAUUGUUGCUGCCUUUGGCUUUUGUGGAUUUUGUUGUUGGUAGUUGAAUGAUUGUUUUGAUGUAUGGCAUCGUCAGUCACCGUUUUUUUAAGCUGUUGCCAUCUGUCCGAGCACAACUGUAAAUGGCCUGGAUCACCAGGAGCCGAGAGCUGUACUCAUAUCGGCAGUAUUUCAUUCCGGAGACAAGAUUCCACGGCUGACAGCAGACAGUAUUAGAUGCUUUUUUGAAAUGACGACUUGAGUCGCAAAUGCUUGUGGAUAUUCGGAUCCAACAGGAUAAUAGACCAACUGUGGAUAUAUAACUGAGAAUAUCAAGUGUGUCUCUCUGAUUGAAUCACCGCUCUUGGUGAUCGGGCCUGCAUGCAGAUGUCUCCGUG
Molecule: messenger RNA, 1017 nt
Organism: Aspergillus sclerotioniger CBS 115572
Lineage: Eukaryota; Fungi; Ascomycota; Eurotiomycetes; Eurotiales; Aspergillaceae
Product: putative BYS1 domain protein
Exons: 1
Coding region: 98-577 (159 amino acids)
Source: RefSeq, a predicted model, not a curated record